Canis lupus familiaris (dog) is the source of this 2913-nucleotide messenger RNA. It is a transcript of the gene MEIS2, whose product is annotated as Meis homeobox 2. NCBI's taxonomy places the organism in Eukaryota, Metazoa, Chordata, Mammalia, Carnivora, Canidae. Gene Ontology annotation, molecular function: DNA-binding transcription activator activity, RNA polymerase II-specific; RNA polymerase II cis-regulatory region sequence-specific DNA binding. Gene Ontology annotation, biological process: brain development; eye development; animal organ morphogenesis. Bases 255 to 1769 code for a protein of 504 amino acids. The record is from RefSeq and is a predicted model, not a curated record. The transcript has 12 exons.
GGAGGAAGAUCAGGAGGAGGAGGAAGAAGAGGAAAAAAGAGAAAAAGAAGAAAUAUCACAGAAAAAAAAAAAACUCUUCGUUGUCUUGCCUGGGCUUUUUUUCUCCCCCUAAAAAAUAACAUAUUGGAGAAUUGGGAGAAGUCUUUUUGGUUUGGAAAAAAAAAAAAAAGGAAUCUUCAGCCUAGAUCACUUUCUUAUCCGGACUGGGAUAUUAAAUAUACGACACAUCCAGGAGUUUAUUGGAGCGCAGACUGAUGGCGCAAAGGUACGAUGAGCUGCCCCAUUACGGCGGGAUGGACGGAGUAGGGGUGCCUGCUUCCAUGUACGGAGACCCUCACGCGCCGCGGCCGAUCCCCCCGGUUCACCACCUGAACCACGGGCCGCCGCUCCACGCCACGCAGCACUACGGCGCGCACGCCCCGCACCCCAAUGUCAUGCCGGCCAGCAUGGGAUCCGCUGUCAACGACGCCUUGAAGCGGGACAAGGACGCGAUCUAUGGGCACCCGUUGUUUCCUCUGUUAGCUCUGGUCUUUGAGAAGUGCGAGCUGGCGACCUGCACUCCCCGGGAACCCGGAGUGGCCGGCGGAGACGUCUGCUCCUCCGACUCCUUCAACGAGGACAUCGCGGUCUUCGCCAAGCAGGUUCGCGCCGAAAAGCCACUUUUUUCCUCGAAUCCAGAGCUGGACAACUUGAUGAUACAAGCAAUACAAGUACUAAGGUUUCAUCUUUUGGAGUUAGAAAAGGUCCACGAACUGUGUGAUAACUUCUGCCAUCGGUACAUUAGCUGUUUGAAGGGGAAAAUGCCCAUCGACCUUGUCAUCGAUGAAAGAGACGGCAGCUCCAAGUCAGAUCACGAAGAACUUUCAGGCUCCUCUACAAAUCUCGCUGACCAUAAUCCUGCAUCCUGGCGAGAUCACGAUGAUGCAACCUCAACCCACUCAGCAGGCACCCCAGGGCCCUCCAGUGGGGGCCAUGCUUCCCAGAGUGGAGACAACAGCAGUGAACAAGGGGAUGGUUUAGACAACAGUGUAGCUUCACCUGGCACAGGUGACGAUGACGAUCCAGACAAGGACAAAAAACGCCAGAAGAAGAGAGGCAUUUUCCCCAAAGUAGCAACAAAUAUCAUGAGAGCAUGGCUCUUCCAACAUCUCACACAUCCGUACCCUUCCGAAGAGCAGAAGAAACAGUUAGCGCAAGACACAGGACUUACAAUUCUCCAAGUAAACAACUGGUUUAUUAAUGCCAGAAGAAGAAUAGUACAGCCCAUGAUUGACCAGUCAAAUCGAGCAGGCAAGUUCCAACCAGUAUCUACAUUCAUGUCCCAUAGGCACAAAUCCUCAUCAAGUCAUACUCUAGGAGUUUCAUCACCUGGUUUUCUUCUUGAUCCUUCAGUGAGCCAAGGAGCAGCAUAUAGUCCAGAGGGUCAGCCCAUGGGGAGCUUUGUGUUGGAUGGUCAGCAACACAUGGGAAUCCGGCCUGCAGGUUUGCAGAGCAUGCCAGGGGACUACGUUUCUCAGGGUGGUCCUAUGGGAAUGAGUAUGGCACAGCCAAGUUACACUCCUCCCCAGAUGACCCCACACCCUACUCAAUUAAGACAUGGACCCCCAAUGCAUUCAUAUUUGCCAAGUCAUCCCCACCACCCAGCCAUGAUGAUGCACGGAGGACCCCCUACCCACCCUGGAAUGACUAUGUCAGCACAGAGUCCCACAGUAUUAAAUUCUGUAGAUCCCAAUGUUGGCGGACAGGUCAUGGACAUUCAUGCCCAGUAGUAUAAGGGAACUCAAGGGAAAAGGAAACACACGCAAAAACUAUUUUAGGACUUUCUGAACUUUGACCAGAUGUUGACACUUCAUAUGAAAUUCCAGACAGCUGUGAUUAUUUUUUACUUUUGUCAUUUUUCAUCAAGCAACAGAGGACCAAGGAGACCAGAACACAAAUGUGAAACCAUGGGCUCACUGAGACGAUUCUGUCCAUGUAAAGAUCCUCUGGAAAAAGACUCCGAGAGUUAUAACUACUGUAGUAUAAACAUAGGAACUAAGUUAAACCUUGUACAUUUCUGUUGAUCACUCCGUUAUGUUGCCUCAAAUAGUUUUAGAAGAGAAAAAAAAAAUAUAUCCUUGUUUUCCACACUAUGUGUGUUGUUCCCAAAAGAAUGACUGUUUUGGUUCAUCAGUGAAUUCACUAUCCAGGAGAGACUGUGGUCUAUUUUAAACCUGUUGGGCCAAUGAGAAAAGAAGCACGCCGGAGACCAUGGUGAACGUCUGGCUGAACCUCAUCCCUUGGACUCCAGCUUCCAGAAUGUGUUUUCAUGCCCGGCCUUUGUUCCUCCAGAAAUGUGUCCUUUAGUUUCCAACAGAUCUUUAUAGUUUGUGCUUCAUAAGCCAAUUCUUCUUAUUAUUUUGGGGGACUCUUCUUCAAAGAGCUUGCCAGUGAAGAUUUAAAGACGGAGCAGGAGCUUCUUCCAAGAGUUCUAAGCCUUGGCUGUGGACAAAACAAUCUCAAGUUGGGCAGCUUUCCUCAACACAAGAAAGUUAUUAAUGGUCAUAGCACCACAACUAGGACUUUAUCAGGAACUCAAAGCUUGGAGGAGAAAAAGGAGCAAGAGAAUACUGUAACAAACUUCGUACAGAGUUCAGUCUAUUAAUUGUUUCAUGUUAGAUAUUCUAUGUGUUUACCUCAAUUGAAAAAAAAAAAAGAAUGUUUUUGCUAGUAUCAGAUCUGCUGUGGAAUUGGUAUUGUAUGUCCAUGAAUUCUUUUCUCAGCACGUGUUCCUCACUAGAAGAAAAUGCUGUUACCUUUAAGCUUUGUCAAAUUUACAUUAAAAUACUUGUAUGAGGACUGUGACGUUAUGUUAAAAAAAAAAAAGGUGUUAAGUCACAAAAUGCGGUAAUAAAUAUUUCAUUUUUGAUUUUU